CACCGUCAUAACCUAAAGACCGUCGAAAAUUUUACGAACUCUUCCGAGCAGAUAUCGAGCAGUUCCGAAACGAAAGUACAAAACUCAGCAGGACGUACAAGUACUGUUUCAAUUGUUUUGAAUUAUGCUCAAAAACAGAUUUGUGCGAUCGUUGUUAAACAAAUCAAGGCUAUAGUGCUAUUGCAACAUCGAAAGAGCAGUUGUUUUAGUGAAAUUUUGAUCUAUCUGGAUAAUCUUCUCUGCCUUUUGUCGUCAUGUAARAAGGACUCGAGGUUAAAAGAUGACAUCGUCUCUGUUUUGGAGAUACAAACUUGCAGCUUUCAUUCUGCUAAUAUAUACACAGAAAUAUUCUUUAGGAAGUCUUUGCAAAGAUCAGUGGAUAUGGGUUGAUGGAAGUGAUACCAUAAUAACAAAAACCAUAGUCAAUGUUACUUCUGAAGGAAAACAGUAUCCAGGAGCAAGACAUGGAACAACAGGUUGGACCGACAAUAAUGGCAAUGUUUGGAUGUAUGGUGGUGAAGGCAGUCGGAAACUUGAUGAACUAUGGACCUUCAAUCCUAAAACUACAACAUGGCAUUUCAUYGGCAYKGGUGGYAAUAACAAAACAUGGCCAGUUMCUUGUGAAGAGUGUGUGUCAUGUAGUCAUGGAAACACAGCYGUUCUGUAUGGAGGAUUAGUUACACGAAAAGGAAAGUCUGUAUUCAAAACAUGGGUUUUAAAUAUGACCWCAAARCAGUGGUCCAAAAUGCCUGCAGUCUCCCAUUCCCCACCAGCAAGGGAAAAGAGCACAUAUUGGUGUGACAGACAGACAGGUUUGCUGUGGCUUUAUGGUGGAGUUGACAAAAAUAARGACUUGAGUGACAUGUGGGAAUUUUCUUUCAGUACGAUGAAGUGGACUGAGAUUCACACCAAUAGUACUUCAAACUCACCAAAAGAAAGAUUUGGAGCUGUGAGUUGGGUAAAAGAUGGUCAACUGUACAUGUAUGGUGGUCGGGUCCCACCAAAGGAUCUCAUGUCAGAUUUAUGGGUAUAUGACACUGCAAAUAAACAAUGGAAAUUUCUUGUUGGUGGUSACAAACAUACCCAACCAGGUGCAUAUACUCACAAAGGGAUACCCCRWAAUACUUCACACCCAGGAUGCCGUACAGAGGCAUUGUCCUGGAGCCAUGAUGAUGCAUUGUGGUUAUAUGGAGGAAGAGGUUGUGACAGACRKACAUCUAAUAGCUCCUCAACAGGACUCAUGUCUGACCUUUGGAUGUUCAAUACAUCCUCCAAGUUGUGGACUUGGGUAGCAGGUUCACAAUCGAUAAAUAGCAAGCCUUUCUAUGGCAAGAAAAAUCUCCCAGACCCCCAAAACAUCCCAAGCUCAAGAUCAGGCUCUUUGACCUUUAGACAGGGAAAGAGAUUUUGGCUUUUUGGUGGUUUUGGACUUGAUAARAAUGCAAUGGAGGGUUCUCUAAAUGACAUGUGGGUAUUUACAGAAAUUAUGGAGUGUUUUGGCCCACCAUCAAAAAGUGGUGGCCUGCCUGGUGACACCCUGGACAUGCCAUAUGCCCAAAGGCUCAUGAUUGCAUUUGGAAUUCUCAUUGUUGCAAUGAUUGUCUCUUUGUUUGUGUGCUAUAGAAAAGAGUGUAAUAUAAUGUACUGGAGGUACAAGAAAAGGUCUCCAAGGGUUAAAUAUGAACCACUCAAAGUAAAGAUGCAAGUUCCAGAUGUCUAACUUGGUUGAAGCUAAAUUUAAACAGAUACAAGGGACCUAACAUACACUUACAUAAUGACAUU
Molecule: messenger RNA, 1782 nt
Organism: Exaiptasia diaphana
Lineage: Eukaryota; Metazoa; Cnidaria; Anthozoa; Actiniaria; Aiptasiidae
Product: protein GLUTELIN PRECURSOR ACCUMULATION 3
Exons: 2
Coding region: 281-1720 (479 amino acids)
Molecular function (GO): protein binding
Source: RefSeq, a predicted model, not a curated record